Messenger RNA from Lethenteron reissneri (Far Eastern brook lamprey), 7780 nucleotides. RefSeq names its product rho guanine nucleotide exchange factor 16-like. The record is from RefSeq and is a predicted model, not a curated record. Gene Ontology annotation, molecular function: protein binding; guanyl-nucleotide exchange factor activity. Gene Ontology annotation, biological process: activation of GTPase activity. Lineage: Eukaryota; Metazoa; Chordata; Hyperoartia; Petromyzontiformes; Petromyzontidae.
CCUGACGAUUCACCCUCCCGCCUCCACCCCUGCUGCCUUCCUCCCACACCGGCCUCUCGCCCACAACUCCUCCCGGAAUCGCCGUGCCGUGCGCCGUGCCCGGUCGAUGAGGGUGGUUGGAAGGAGGACGAGAGAGAGAGACGGAGGGGUUUGAAGGACAAAACUUUGUUUCAUUUGCCUCCCCACACCCCCCCACCCCGUUGCCGGCAGCAAGCAGCGUGUGCUGGCCGAUGAUCAUCGCCUAGCCACUUCAGAUCGAGCGCUCGCGGACCUGUGCCGACAGGCGGUGGACACCACGAACCCCAGAGAUACAUUCCGUGACGUCCUCUGCCUCAACGCGCUUCGUUGAGCGACGCUCGGAGGAAGUGAUUUUGCGCUCGGAGCGUCCGACGUUUCCUGGCAUCACACGGUCUUUAACUUCACCUUCCCAGCUUUGGUAACCCCACACGGACUGCAAAUAGUCUCUGGAGAGAACUGCAGCAGGAAUCGAAACUGUGGGACAACGUUGGAGCCCUGUGACUACUGACGCCACUCGGCACGCACCCCUCUCCCCUCCUCCCGUCGUCCACCAGCGCUCGCCACCCACCCAACCCACCCACCCACUGACACCACACCCACCACCCACUCAUUGGCCCACCGACCCACCGACCCACAUGGAGCCGAGGAGCGGUCCUCCGCACGGCCACAACGACCGCCGUGCGGAGCCUGACGAGGAGCUGGCAGGCCGUCUCGAGCGCUGCAGCAUCACCUCGUCGCUCUCGUCGCUCUCGUCGCUCUCGUCGCCCUCGUCACCCACGUCGCCCCCCGGUGGCUCCGGAGCCAGUGACGAUGGCGGCGGAGAAGAGCGCAGCGUCAGGGUGACGCUCAGCACUUUCAGUGAGGCGUGCACGCGCCGGACGGGCAGCCAGCAGAUGAUCCCCAAGUCGCUGGCGACCGCCACCGCCGCCGUCGCCACGGCCACGGCCGCCAAGAAGGGGAGGUCGGCCUCCUCCGCGUCGGCCUUCUCCAAGAAGGGGGUGCCCGCGCUCAAACCGCUCGUCCCGAGGGGCCACAGGGCCACGGUGGCAGUGCAGUUUCCGGUGAACUCCGGCGGGUCGGCGGCGGGGUGGAUGGGACAGGUGGGGCAGGUGGGGCAGGUGGGGCAGGCGGGGCAGGCGGGGCACGCGGGCUCUGGCAACGUCCGGGUUGCGGGCGGCGUGAGGGAUAGGAGAGAGGAGGUGGCGGUGGUGGAGCGGGGCAGGGACGACGAUCGCGGGGAGCACGACGAGCCCGAGGAGGAGUCGGAGGGGAAGCCCGACGCGGGAGGCGACGACGACGUCGACGGGUUUGGGCCGGGGCUGUCGCGGGGGCUGCGCGCCCAAUCGUACCGCCGCGCCGUCGACUUCAGCGACGUGAUCGAGGGCCGCGGCCGCCGCGGCGGCGGCAGGCCCGGCGGCAAGGGCCCGCUCGAGGCCCUGUCCGAGGAGGAGCAGCCGGCCGCCGCGACGGCGGUCACGGUGGCGACGACCAAAACCCGCGGCAAGGUCAAGGGAUUCCAGAUCAUGGACAGACCACUGAGGAGGAGAAACACCUUCGACAAAAAUCCGGGCCUCUACCAGAACUUCACGGAGAAGGGGCUCUUGGUGAGCGACGCGCUGCGGGAGAAUGUGGAGGCCGAAGAGGCGGAGGAGGCCACCGAGAGGAGCUUCCAGAGCGUGGGCCUGCCCCGGGCGGGAGGAGAGGAGGAGGACGUGGAGACGGAGGAGGUGGCGGUGGCGGAACCGGAGUCGCCAAAUCCCAGGAUCAUCAUCAAACACCGGCCCUUCCGCACCACCUGGAGCCAGCUACCAGAGGUGCGAGGCAGCAUGGUUCUGCACCAGCUGACGGCCGACGAGCGCAAGAGGCAAGAGGUGAUAUUCGAGAUCAUCACCUCGGAGCACUCGUACCUGCACAGCCUGGAGGUGAUGAUCGGCCUCUUCAAGGAGUCGAGCGAGCUCAAGGUGACGAUGAGCAAGCUGGAGCACCACCACCUCUUCUCCAACGUCACCGACAUCCGCGACGUCAGCAAGCGGUUCUUCAACGAGCUGGAGGCGCGCCACCAGGACAACGUCGUCAUCGAGGACAUCAGCGACAUCGUGGAGACGUACGCGGCGCAGCACUUCCAGCCGUACGUCACGUACUGCACCAACGAGACCUACCAGCAGCGCACGCUGCAGAAGCUCUGGAGCUCGAACCCCCAGUUCAAGGAGACGCUGCGCAAGAUUGAGAUGAAGCCGGAGUGCGGGGGGCUGCCCAUGAUCUCCUUCCUCAUCCUGCCCAUGCAGCGCAUCACGCGGCUGCCCCUGCUCAUGGACACGAUUUGUCAGAAGUCCAAGCCGAACACCUUCCAGUACGAGACGGCGAAGCUUGCGCUGAAGUCCGUGAGCAAAGUGGUGAGGGACUGCAACAAUGGAGCCAAGCGGAUGGAGCACACCGAGAUGAUGUUGACCCUGCAGACUCAGCUCGAGUUCAAAAUCAAGCCGUUCCCGUUAGUUUCCGCGUCGCGGUGGCUGCUGAAGCGCGGGGAGCUCGCCACCUUCGAGGAGGAGUCGAGAAUCUUCCGCAAGAGCCACAACAAGCAGCUGGUGCAUCUCUUCCUCUUCACCGAUGUCCUCAUUGUCACCAAGAAAAAGAGCAACGAGAGCUACCUCGUCACGGACUACGCCCUACGCAAGAACGUGGACGUGGUGGCCAUCAGCGGGGAGGAGCUCGCUACGCAGGGUCAGGCCGGGGUCGCGGGGUCGCGGCCGUCUGCCGGGGAGGGGGGCGGUGGCGGUGGGCGGCAGGGCUCGGCCAACCACCUCUUCACGGUGACGAUGAGGGAGAACCACGCUGGCGAGCACGUGCAGCUGGUGUUCGUGGCCGAGCUGCUGAGUGACCGGGCGCGGUGGAUCACCGGCAUCCGGGAGAGCCGGCAGGAGGAGCCGGACCUCGUGCGCAAGACCAAGGAGCUGGAGAGCCGCCCGCAGGUGGAGGCCGUCAAGACGUACGGAGCCAAGCACCCUGACGAGCUGAGCCUGCAGAGCACCGACGUCGCCAUCGUCUUCCAGAAGGUCCUCGACAACGGCGAGUCGGGCUGGUACGAGGGCGAGCGCCUGCGCGACGGCGAGCGGGGCUGGUUCCCGACCCAGUGCGUGCGGGAGAUCACCAACGAUGACACCAUCAAGAGCAACCUGCGGCGUCUCGAGCGCCUCAUGGGCAUCGAGACCGUCGUGUGACGCCUGCACCUAGCCUGGCACUGCCAGCGAGGGUCUCGACGGCCGCGGUGUUGUCGCCACCCUCGCCCCGCGCCGCUUCCACCGUGUCGGUGCCGGACGGCCCCGAUCAACGCCGGCGUUGGCGUCGCCCGUGACGUCGAGGGGGCGGAUAAGGACGCUUGACAUUCGGAGGAAUUCUCAGCCGAAGGAGCAAAAAUGGUUUCAGUGUUUUUUUUAAACCGGCGGUGCUCCUGGAACGUUAUUUUAUGAAACCUCAAAGUGAUCAGAUCAAUUUUGCACACGCACACGUGUAGACAUGCAUGUAAAGAGCGCCGGCCAUUGGGGGGGGGGGGGGGGGGGGUGAGAGGCCUGGGGCAAAUCCCACUUCAAACUAAACUGGAAGUAUUACAUCUGACACCGUGACGUCGAAGCGCUGUGCUCCCCAAAGCGAGGGGCCCGGGGCGGUCACCCCUCGGGACGUCUCUGCAAACACAUUUACACACACACACAUAUAUACACAACAACAACAACAACAACCGCCAUUCGCCACUAAGUGGCGGUGACGUCACCACGAUGCUUGUGCCAGGCCAAGUGCACCUUGAGGCCACGUGAAGUGUCGAAAGCCCGCUGGCAGGAGGUCACGGGGCAGACCCAGGUGCCACUGGUCGACUGACCGAGAUGACCGAGAUGACUGGCUGAUGCACCACCUGUGCCCCCUACUGUGCCAACUUGCUGUGCUUUAGCCACCCGGCGCUCCGCUCGUUGUUGUGAGCGUCGCUCCUCCGCCCUCCGUUGUUGUUGGAGGGCGACUGCCUCCAACUGCCCAGUAGCGUCCUUCACGAGCCUCCUCCACUGAGGCCGAUCUUGACACCGCUGGUACCAGUCAUCGGCAAGUCCACUCAGCUCCACGUCCUCCUGUACCACAUCACUCCAUCUCUUCUCCAGCCCGUGCCGCGCCCGUCUAGCCCCCUCGAUCCGGCCGAACAAAAGCUGUUUAGGCAUGCGGUGGCUGGGCAUGCGGGCUACAUGACCCAGCCAACGCAGCCUUGCCUGCCGGAGGAGCUCACUGAUGGGACUUUGCCCAGAUCUUUCAAGGAUUUGUGAGCUCCUCACACAAUCCAGCCUGGUUAAACCCAGGAUGGAUCGUAGGCAGGCCAGCCUAAAUGUUUCCAACCGGCGAAGAUGCUCCACCAGGGGGGUCCACGUCUCGCAAGCGUAGAGAAGGGAGGGAAUGACCGUGGCCGAGAAGACCUGAAGCUUCGUGCGGAGCGACAGACCAGGUAGCUUCCACACAGCGUUACGCAACCGAUGAAAAGAUAUUGCCGCUCGACUGAUUCGGAGUGAGACCUCUGCUGAUAGACUGGAGCCGGUCAUAAGCACACUGCCCAGGUAUGGGAAACUCUCCACUCUCUCCACAACUGCCCCAUCACCAAUUGGGAGUUGUGGGGGUGGAGUGUCCGAUGGUACAAAAUACCCAGGCAGGUGCUUGGUUUUGGUGGGGCUGAUGGUAAGGCCCCACCUCUUAGUGGCACGCUCCAGUCUCAGCAGCAGCGCCUCCAACUCCUCUUCUGAAUGAGCAGCUAUUACCAAAUCAUCGGCAUACAUAACGUGGUUGACCAAUAGGGAGCCAUCCCUUGAUCGCACCCGGGCGUCGAUCAGCCUCCCAUUAUAUCUGUACCAAACGGAAAUUCCCCCGGUACAGCUAUUGAAGGCUUCACGAACUACGCGGUCAAAAUAGAUGUUAAAUAAUGUGGGAGCCAGAGGACAUCCCUGUCGCACCCCAAGGUGUACAGGGAAAGGCUCCGACUCCCGGCCACGUAGUUUUACCCGGGCCCGCUCACCACACACACACACAUAUACACACACACAUACACACACAUAAGUUCCACCAAUUAGCUUUUAACAGACUAGUGGGGAAGGCAAGUGCCCAAGUGAAUGCACACAGAUCCAUGCAGUUGGCGCUUCCGCAGUAACGACGGCACCACGAGCUGGGUGCGCUCUGAAGUCACGUGACACGUUGAAGCCACUUGUACAACAACCGCCAUUUGCCACUAAGUGGCGGUGACGUCACCAUGACGCUUGUGCCAGGCCAUGUGCACCUUGAGGCCACGUGAAGUGUUGAACGCCCGCUGGUAGGAAUGUCACAGGGCAGACCCAGGUGCCACGGGUCGACUGACUGAGAUGAUGAUAUGAACGCGUGUGUGUACAAGUGGACAGUCCACUUGUACACACACGUGUCCAUAUACAUACAAACACAAAACUACGACUGCAUUCUUUGUAAGCCUCACUCGACCAUACUGGCAAGUGCGAUUAGACUAAUUAGGGCCGACAGUGUAGAAGGUGGUGAUGUGGCCAGCACCAUUCCUGGCCACCUUUGUCUCCCCACUGGUGACGAGUAUACACUGGCACCAGCUACAGUGCUCAUUGAAGUCCCACGAGCCCUGGCUGGGAAUCUAUAAAGCGGGUUACUCCUGGCUGGGUUGGUCACGCAGCAGUGCCGCUCAUCACGACACGACCACAUGCACACACACAAAGACCCCCCGUAUAGCCUUCAUAGGCGGUAGGGGCAAGUGCCGUUAGCGAGCACCUAUAAAGAUCAGCACGGCACACGAGGUGUGUGGCCAACAACACGCCCGGCCGCCUUUGUCUCCCCAGUGGACCUCGGGGAGGUCCAGGACCGGUUCAGAUAAUCGUCACCGGUGUUGGCCGUGAGCGGGAAUCGAACCCGGGUCGCCGGGUUCGUAGCGCAGCGUAGCGCUAACCGCUACAAUACCGCUCCCCACACACACACCUACACACGCGUGCACAAACACAGUUGAAGUGAGAUGCUUAGACUGUUAUUUAAUUACAAUGUAACAAUGCCACAUUGUGUUCAGGUUCCCUUCCCCCGCCUCACCUCCGAUCGGCACGGGUGGCUACCUGCCGUGCUAAACAAGGCCAACGUCCACACGACACCAUCCAUUUCAAUGUUGCAUUUUACUUUCGACGCUUCCUCUUUAAGAAGCCUCACGAGGUCUUAUUUGUAUAUUUUGUGCUGUUGACUGUAAAGAGAGCGCUGGUUGGAGGGGUGGCUUCGACUGGUCUCGGAAAUGCACUGAUGCUUGCGAGUUGUAAUAUUGUACGUGAUACUUAACCCUGCGCUCACACAAUCAUUAUGAAGACGAUUUCCUGCUGAAAUGAGCAUGAGGUGGUCGGUGCUCAUCUGUUUACAGCGCCUGAGCUAGUAGUGGGUGGGAAUCCCAGUCCUUUGACGUCCCCGUAAAGUGGUACCCGUUUUUAUCGACCCUGAAGAGAUGAUGACUCAAUCCUCAACCAGGAAUUGAACGUGCACCCUUCUGAUUGUGAGUUCACCCGACCGCAGAGGCAAGUGGCAGAAUAAUCGCAUUUCUGUAAAUGCAACAUAUUUGCAAUACGCUUUGGGCAGGAACAUGUCUUCGGUUAAUUAUGAACUAUAUAUAUUGUGAAUAAAGGUCGUUAAUGACUUAGACGUCAACCCCCAACUGUUGGGAAAGCCUGUGGGAUGAACAAUGCGUCAAAGUUACCACUAACUCUGAGCUGACUUUGUCUACGUGCCAGUUCACCCCUCCCAAGUGGAGUGGUUUGCUCCGAUUUUAACAGAGUCUGUUCAGUGUGGAAUGUACCAUGUGCUGUGGGCGAUUUAGGCAGGGGUGUGGAAAUGUGUUGAAUUCUGGGUUGUCACUGCUUGAGCUUUCGGAACAAUUUUUUAAAAAACAUUCUCAUUGUUGAUAAAACUGCUACCAGAAUUUUUUUGUUCCACAGAUAAAAAUAUGCAUUUUAUUUAUUUGCCUUUAAUAAUAAUUGCUGGGAUUAGCUUAGGUGCGGUUUUCCGUCGACUCUGAAUGUAUUGAAACCCGCCCGCCUCGCGUGUUCCACGCAGCUGAAGCCUUAAUUCAUGGCUGCGUGUUCUUCAUCCACAACGAGAGCAGCCUCGGGACUCACUCUCAGGAGGGUCUUGUCUGAGGGUGUUGGGCCAAUUGCCAUCGAGGAGCGCUCGUUUCACUUGCGGGCUCUCCCCACUCGCACACCGCGUGGGGUAAUUACGCUGGCAAGCUCUGCCCGGGUGGAUGGCACGACCACGCCUGCCGUACUGCCCCCCUACCCUCCCCUCGGGUGGAGGUGGAUGUUUGUUUCCACAGUUCUGCUGCCCGAUCCUUGCCUCUCGAGUCGCCGGAUCACGACCGCGAGCCGUGGGGGAUGAUGCGCUUACAGCUGCUGUCGCUUCCACUUGGGCGAGUGGUGGUCGGAUGUCCACGUGCGAUGAGCGUCAGCCCGUGCCCAAGGUUUAGAACAUUUGUGAGCCAUUGGGAAACCAAAUCACCUUGAGCGAAUUUUGCAUUUAAGGGCCCCCAACUACGUGCCACGAGAAUCCGCUGCCACGAGUGUAGAAAUGUGUGGAAUCGUCGGUAGUGAUGUUGAUUUUGUUUGUUGGGGUGAUUGCUUCCCCCCUGCGAGUCGGCGGUUAAGGAGUUAGAUGCAUUCUACCAAACUUAAAAUGUGAAUGCACCACGUUUUAAAAGAUUGCUUCAAUAAAUGGCAUUUCUCAA